CUGCCUCGCUGCUGAGCCCAGGGCACCUUUCCAAGCACCUGUCUUAUUUUGUGGGAGGCAGCGAUGAGUCUACUCUCCACCGCUCCCCUCGGGGCGUUCCAGAGCAGAAGCCUCCUGGCAGCUCAACCAGGAACCGGUGGAGGAGGCAAGGGAGAAAUGUAAAGUUGCCAUUUAUAUAGCUGUGGAAGGCUUUAUCAGCUCUUGUGGAGACUUUCCCCUGCACACACCACUCAAGGCUGGAGCUGUAGUGGAAAAAAAUGGAGCCUGUAGAUCUCCUGGCAUUUGCCUCUGUAGAAAUGAAUAGUACCACAGUCACCCUGGCUUUACUGGUGAUCUUCAUGGUCCUGCUCUAUUGGUACUCCAUGUCUGCAUUCUCCAGACUAAGCAAUGUAGGGAUCCAACAUCCUCCACCUCUUCCUUUCAUUGGAAACCUGCUCUUUUUCCGCGAGGGUUUUUGGGAAAACCAUACAAAACUGAUAACGGAGUAUGGACCUGUUUGUGGAUAUUACAUUGGUCGCCAGAUGUUUGUGGUGGUCUCCACACCAGAGAUGAUCAAGCAAAUUUUAGUGACAGACUUCAGUAAUUUCACCAACAGAACUAAGCCAAGCUUGAUUUCCAAGCCAAUGCUCGACAGCAUCCUUUGUCUUCGUGAUGACAGAUGGAAGUAUGUCCGGAGUGUCCUGACCCCAGCCUUCAGUGACAGCAAACUGAAAGAGAUGACACCACUAAUAAACCAGGCUUGUGACGUCCUGCUGUGUAACUUGAAAGUCUACGCAGAUUCUGGUAAAGCUUUUGAUAUCCAGAGGUGUUACAACUGCUUUACCUUGGAUGUCGUUGGUAGUGUAGCUUUUGGUACUGAGGUGGAUUCUCAGAAGAAUCCUGAUGACCCCUUUGUUAAGAAUUGCAGAACAUUCUUUGAAAUGUCUUUGUUUAAGCCUCUCCUCAUUCUCAUCCUUUCUUUCCCAUUCAUAAUGAUCCCAUUGCUCCGGCUUUUGCCAAACAAGAAACAAAAAGAGCUGAAUGGAUUUUUCAUCCGAACCAUAAAAAAUGCAAUUGUCAUCAGGCAGCAGCAAGAUGCAUCUGAGAGGCGCAAGGAUUUUCUUCAGUGGAUGCUGGACUCCCGCCACUCAUCUGACUCCCUGGCAGCCGCGUGUUUGGAUGCGAUCAAUUCAUCGGCUGCUCCCAGGCAGAACAAGGCACCUCUUGCUGGCAGGCUCCCAUCUGGAAAGGUUCAGCAGAUGUUAACAGAGGAUGAGAUAGCAGGCCAGGCUUUCUUGUUCCUGAUUGCUGGUUAUGAGACCACCACUAGUACACUGUCCUUUGCCACCUACUUGCUUGCCACCAAUCCAGAGUGCCAGGAGAAGGUACUUCAGGAGGUUGAUGAGUUCUCAGCAAAACACAUGGUUCCUGAUUACCAAAACAUACAAGAACUCCCUUACCUGGAUAUGGUGAUUGCAGAGACAUUACGCAUGUACCCACCUGCAUUCAGGUUCACUCGGGAAGCAGCUAAAGACUGUGUUGUGCUGGGGCAGCGUAUUCCAGCUGGGGCUGUUGUUGAAGUUGCAGUUGGACAUCUCCAUCAAAACCCUGAGUUCUGGCCAGAGCCUGAGAAGUUCAUUCCUGAGAGGUUUACAGAGGAAGCCAGGAAGGAACAACAUCCCUUUGCAUACCUGCCCUUUGGGGCAGGGCCCCGUGGCUGCAUUGGCAUGAAAAUGGGUUUGCUGGAGACAAAAAUUACUCUACUGAGGGUUCUGCAGAAGUUUCAAUUUAAGACCUGUCCAGAGACUGAGAUUCCUUUGCAGCUGAAAUCAAAAGCCACACUUGGACCAAAAAAUGGAGUCUAUAUUAUGCUAGAAUCUCGCUAAGAGAAAAUGUACAUCCUGACACCUCCUGGGAUGGGGCCCUUUGUUGAGUGAUUCACUGGGUGUAAUUAUGUUUCAAAACCUCAAAGAGAAGUAGGAGCCUAAAUCUCAAUGAUGGUACCUCACUGUCCUCCUGUAGGAGAACCUCUAACCACUUUCUCAAAGGAGAUGUAGGCUCAACAAUAUUUUGGGGGGUUUCCAAAUUGCUGUGAAUGGUAUCUGUAAAGAAGCAUCC
Dryobates pubescens (Downy woodpecker) is the source of this 2097-nucleotide messenger RNA. It is a transcript of the gene TBXAS1, whose product is annotated as thromboxane A synthase 1. Lineage: Eukaryota; Metazoa; Chordata; Aves; Piciformes; Picidae. The transcript is spliced from 14 exons. The record is from RefSeq and is a predicted model, not a curated record. Gene Ontology annotation, molecular function: iron ion binding; oxidoreductase activity, acting on paired donors, with incorporation or reduction of molecular oxygen; heme binding. The coding region runs from base 258 to 1865 and encodes 535 amino acids.